This is a messenger RNA of Porites evermanni, 2125 nucleotides long. NCBI's taxonomy places the organism in Eukaryota, Metazoa, Cnidaria, Anthozoa, Scleractinia, Poritidae. The record is from the annotation of a GenBank genome assembly.
AUGAUGGAUCCCCCACCCACUGCACCACCCACGGCUCAACCGUAUUCCCCAGAGCAAGCGAUGUAUCCACCGGCGUACUCCCCGGGUCAAUAUCCAGCGGUAACUCAACAACCGGCACCGUACGUACAACAGACUAGCAAUACCACUGUAGUGUUGAAUCAGCAACCAGUAGUGGUUCAAAAGGCACCACGGAAUUGGAGCACUGGACUGUGUGGUUGCUUUGAGGACUGUGGCUCUCGUAAGUAUUCUUUAAGCGGCACUCAAAUGAGUUAAUGUGGUGUUGAUAAUAGUUAUAACAACUUUAUUUAUUAAGCGUCAGUAUUUCUUGCUCGAAUGUAUUCAUUGAGGACAGUAUUUUCACGUCUCCUAAUAGAUACGGCUCUGCCAUUUUUACGUGGUGAUCCUAGUCACGUGAAGCGGUUUAUCUAUUUCCAAACCAUAGGCAAUACCUUCUUACUCAGUUUUCUUAAGACCCUCAGUAUUGGUCCGGAUCCGGAAAUCGAAUCCGCGACUUCCCGCUCUGCAGACAAGCGCUUUUACCUGAGCCAACCCAGCCACGUUUAUUUUAUUUUGUUUGUGUUUAAAGUGAUUACGGGCCUUUGCUGUCCUUUCUUCCUGCUGACUGAUGUUUCGUCCAGGAUGGGCGAAGGAUGUUGCUUUCCUUGCUGUUGCCCAGGUGCACUGUUGGGACUAAGGAUCAAGCUGAGGGUGCAGGAGAAUAUUCAGGUAUUUGACAGGCAUCAAGAGCUUAAAGAACAACCUCGUUCUAGGGGACGAGUUUGCUUUAAGGAGCUUUGUCCCACAUCUAUGAGAAUUAAAUAAAGCCAUUUAAUGAAAAGAUGCCACCAAAAUGAAUUGAAUGAAGUAUGAAAAUAACCAAUCCAUCAAAACAGUAAAAGAACAUUUAAAUAACACUGAAGAAAACCUUUUUUACGGCACCCACUUGUUGAGCACAGUGCAAACCUGAGAAACCAACUUAUUAAGCCCUAAAUUUUAUGUUUGAGGCUUCAAGGCGCUCUAGUGAAGUGUGUUCUCGAAGCUUAUGUGAUUAUUACAUUACGGGAGCAGUCUGAUUUAGCCACUACUGCAAAAUUGUGGCAGUAUAACUUUUCUUUAAUAUGUUUGUUAAUUAUCGCCUCGGCCACACCUUUAUUCUUAAAAAGAACCUUUCACUUUGAAAGGAGGUAAUGAGGGCCAAUUUUCGUGAAGAGUUCUCUAUAAGAGAAUAAAGAAACAAUACCAAAAAGUUGCGUCUACAACUGCGAUGAUGGUCUUUCAUUUAAUUCUUCACCCCACAUUUCUUGUAUGUGAUUUUCAUAUAAUCAUUAUUUUAAUACCAAAAACAGGAUAAUUCAUCCAUGACUGACUUCAUUUCAUCCAAUUGCAGGGCUCCCUUUUUGACGAUUAUUGUNACGAGUUUGCUUUAAGGAGCUUUGUCCCACAUCUAUGAGAAUUAAAUAAAGCCAUUUAAUGAAAAGAUGCCACCAAAAUGAAUUGAAUGAAGUAUGAAAAUAACCAAUCCAUCAAAACAGUAAAAGAACAUUUAAAUAACACUGAAGAAAACCUUUUUUACGGCACCCACUUGUUGAGCACAGUGCAAACCUGAGAAACCAACUUAUUAAGCCCUAAAUUUUAUGUUUGAGGCUUCAAGGCGCUCUAGUGAAGUGUGUUCUCGAAGCUUAUGUGAUUAUUACAUUACGGGAGCAGUCUGAUUUAGCCACUACUGCAAAAUUGUGGCAGUAUAACUUUUCUUUAAUAUGUUUGUUAAUUAUCGCCUCGGCCACACCUUUAUUCUUAAAAAGAACCUUUCACUUUGAAAGGAGGUAAUGAGGGCCAAUUUUCGUGAAGAGUUCUCUAUAAGAGAAUAAAGAAACAAUACCAAAAAGUUGCGUCUACAACUGCGAUGAUGGUCUUUCAUUUAAUUCUUCACCCCACAUUUCUUGUAUGUGAUUUUCAUAUAAUCAUUAUUUUAAUACCAAAAACAGGAUAAUUCAUCCAUGACUGACUUCAUUUCAUCCAAUUGCAGGGCUCCCUUUUUGACGAUUAUUGUAAGGUCGAAUGUUGUCCACUUUGUGUUCUCUGUCAGCUGGCCCGUGAACUUAAUCAUGUGCAACGCCGCGGUUAA